AGGGAGCCUCCCGACAGCCUCCGCGGCGGGGCGGGCCCCUGGGAGCCUCCCGACAGCCUCUGCGGUGUCUGCGGAGACAGUGGCCUGUUGGGGCCACCGGGGACGCCGUGGGAAAGCAGCCAGGCCGCAGAAGGGAAGAGGAGUCAGCAGUUUUGACGGCUCAGGCAAAGGAAGCCUCAGUAAAUGAAGUUUCGGGCUGUGGCCACAGGGUUCAAAGGGAGGCAGCGAGGAUUCCAAGGUCCCACCGCUCUCCCAGCCAAUGAGGAGCCCGAGAGGGAGGAGCCUGAGGCUUCCUUGGUGCAGCUUGAGCUUCUGAGGGAUUCAUCCCCGUAGAUACCGUGGAGUGUGAGCUCUGCUGCAUCUGUCACAGCCAACAAAAUUAAAACAAAAACAAAAACAAAAAACAGAAGAGGAGAAAUGCUGCAGACUAUGGAACGCUGUAGGACUUUCUGAAACAUUUGCUGGGGAUUCCCGUGGAGCAUGAUCUUUUAAAACCAAUUCUUUCUGAAGCCUGUUUGGGUAACUGGGAAAAUGACAAAUAUGCUAAAUGCAGCAGCUGAUCGGGUGAAAUGGACCAGAUCGAGUGCUGCUAAAAGGGCUGCCUGCCUGGUGGCUGCGGCAUAUGCUCUGAAAACACUCUACCCCAUCAUUGGCAAGCGUUUAAAGCAAUCUGGCCACAGGAAGAAAAAAGAAACAGUUUAUCCGGCUGCAGAGAACAGAGAAAUACUGCAUUGCACCGAGACCACUUGUAAAAAACCUUGUCCUGGCGUGAAUGCAGAAUUUUUCAAACAGCUACUAGAACUUCGGAAAAUUCUCUUUCCAAAACUUGUGACCACUGAAACAGGCUGGCUCUGCCUCCACUCAGUGGCUCUAAUCUCAAGAACCUUUCUGUCUAUCUAUGUGGCUGGUCUAGAUGGAAAAAUCGUGAAGAGCAUCGUGGAAAAGAAGCCUCGGACUUUCAUCAUCAAGUUAAUCAAGUGGCUUAUGAUUGCCAUUCCUGCCACCUUUGUUAACAGUGCAAUAAGGUACCUGGAGUGCAAAUUGGCUUUGGCCUUCAGAACUCGCCUGGUAGACCAUGCCUAUGAAACCUACUUUACAAAUCAGACUUAUUAUAAGGUGAUCAAUAUGGAUGGGAGGCUGGCAAACCCUGACCAAUCUCUUACUGAGGAUAUUAUGAUGUUCUCCCAAUCUGUGGCUCACUUAUAUUCCAAUCUGACCAAGCCUAUUUUAGAUGUAAUCCUGACCUCCUAUACACUUAUCCAGACUGCUACAUCCAGAGGAGCAAGCCCAAUUGGGCCCACCCUAUUAGCAGGACUUGUGGUAUAUGCCACUGCUAAAGUUUUGAAAGCCUGCUCUCCCAAAUUUGGUAAAUUGGUGGCUGAAGAAGCUCACAGAAAAGGCUAUUUGCGGUAUGUGCACUCCAGAAUUAUAGCCAAUGUUGAAGAAAUUGCUUUUUACAGAGGACAUAAGGUAGAAAUGAAGCAACUCCAGAAAAGUUACAAAGCUUUAGCAGAUCAGAUGAACCUCAUUUUAUCCAAACGUUUGUGGUACAUCAUGAUAGAGCAAUUCUUGAUGAAGUAUGUUUGGAGCAGCAGUGGACUAAUUAUGGUGGCUGUACCUAUUAUCACUGCAACUGGCUUUGCAGAUGGUGAUCUAGAGGAUGGCCAAAAACAAGCUAUGGUUAGUGAACGGACAGAAGCCUUUACCACUGCUCGAAACUUAUUGGCCUCUGGAGCUGAUGCUAUUGAAAGGAUUAUGUCAUCAUACAAAGAGAUCACAGAAUUAGCAGGCUAUACGGCUCGAGUAUAUAAUAUGUUCUGGGUCUUUGAUGAAGUAAAAAGAGGCAUUUAUAAGAGAGCUGCUGUCAUGCAAGAGUCUGAAAGCCAUAGCAAGAAUGGAGCUAACAUAGAUUUACCCCUCACUGACACGUUGGAAAUCAAAGGAAGAGUUAUUGAUGUGGAUCAUGGAAUUAUUUGUGAAAAUGUUCCCAUAAUUACACCAACCGGAGAAGUGGUGGCUUCCAGGCUAAACUUCAAAGUACAAGAAGGAAUGCAUCUUUUGAUAACUGGUCCCAAUGGUUGUGGAAAAAGUUCUCUCUUCAGAAUUUUAAGUGGGCUCUGGCCUGUGUAUGAAGGAGUCCUCUAUAAACCACCUCCUCAACAUAUGUUCUAUAUUCCACAAAGGCCAUAUAUGUCUCUUGGAAGUCUUCGUGAUCAAGUCAUCUAUCCUGAUUCAGUGGAUGACAUGCAUGAUAAAGGCUAUACAGAUCAUGAUCUGGAAUGUAUUCUACAUAAUGUGCACCUCUAUCACAUAGUUCAAAGAGAAGGAGGAUGGGAUGCUGUUAUGGACUGGAAAGAUGUUCUGUCAGGAGGGGAAAAGCAAAGAAUGGGCAUGGCUCGCAUGUUUUAUCACAGACCAAAAUAUGCAUUGCUGGAUGAAUGUACCAGUGCUGUCAGCAUUGAUGUUGAAGGAAAGAUAUUUCAAGCUGCAAAAGGGGCCGGGAUUUCCUUACUAUCUAUUACACACAGGCCUUCUCUGUGGAAAUACCACACUCAUUUAUUACAGUUUGAUGGCGAAGGAGGUUGGCGCUUUGAACAAUUGGAUAGUGCUAUCCGUUUAACACUGAGUGAAGAAAAACAAAAGCUAGAAUCUCAGCUAGCUGGAAUUCCCAAAAUGCAGCAGAGACUCAAUGAACUAUGUAAAAUUUUGGGAGAAGACUCAGUGCUGAAAACAAUAAAAAAUGAAGAUGAGACAUCCUAAUUUGUUUUGACAUGUUUUACAAGUUAAUUUUUAAGUAAAGACUCAGACAGGCUGUUAUAGUGCAUGCAUUGUGUUUAAGCUAAGCAAGAGAAAAAAGGAAGUAAGAAAUGUUUUAUAAAAUUUUAGCAUCAAGAAAAUACAUGAUCUGACUUUUCCGAAGAAAAUAAACAAAUGCAUUAUGUGAGAUUAGUCAUUUUGGCUUAUACUAAUACCUAGUGAAAGCCUAAUUCGCCUGUAAAGUAGGAUUUUCUAGGUGAAUUUACAAAGAAUACCAGAUUUGCUAUGUGAAUGUGAUGUGUCUGAAGUUCUUAACAAACAUGGGAAAAAUCUUGAAAAUGGGUCAACUUAAGAACAGCAUACAGUUUGAAACAGGUACAUAAAAUUAGAAAUUUGAGUAACAUUUCAGUCCAUUUAUAGUUAUGAGAUUUAAUAGGUAGGAUUCAUGUUCAUCAUUAAUUGUGAUCAACUAAACCUGUAUACAAAAUAGCUGACAGUUUGAUAAAAUAAUUUCAAUAUGAAAAAAUUAUUUUAAUGGCAGUAAUUGAAAGAAAGAAAGCAUGACUAUACAUGUAUAAAAUGCCAUAUUUUUAGAUUUUGAGCAUCUUAAUAUGGGCACAUAACAAAUUAGUUUCAAUGAGAAUCUUCCAUAUUUGUUAAUAAACUCUUUCAUUUUAAGAAGAGAAUUGCCAAUACAGAAAAGGAGUAUCUCAACAAUGUAUGUCUCAGCCUGUUACUUUGCUUGGCCACAUUAUCUACUGCAACUUCUAUCCAGAAAUACUCAGCUUGUUUUUGUGUUCAAAGGAGGAGGCCACCACAUUUUUAAAUAGCAAUGCUAUAAGAGAAUAUAGGGAUUUUCAAAAUCACAGUAGUUAAACAUACAUUGAAAUAGCACUUUAUAAUUUACAAUCCUCAUUGAUAUCAUUUCAUUUUAAUUCAUUCAUCCUUUAAUCUCUUGAGGCAACUAUUAUUUACCUUGUUCACUUUUGGGAAAAUUGACACUCAGACUUGACUUAAUUAUGCAGUUUAUUUAGGGACAGAUCCAAGGAUCAAAUAAAUUUCUCCUGAUUAUAUGAUCCAGUGCUAUUUCCACUUUCCACUUUCCGCUAUCAUUCUGGAAAUCUAACUGGGCUAUAAUAUCAAUAAAAGUUAGAUGAGAUGUUGAAAAGAAAAUAAAUUUGGUAAUGUCACUGGUAUAAUUAUUUGGUUAUUGUUUACAAGAUGUGGAAAUUAAAUACAAAGUGGAUAGUUCACUGGUCUGUGGUUUAAAAUGAGCCAAGAAAGUUCAGAAAGUUUUCAGCACCUAUGCACUCAUACUCAAUAUUAACAUACUUCUACAGCUAGCAAUCAGAUGGGAAAUUGUGUUAUAGGUAAAUUUAAUAUUUAUUGAACAUAAUGAGAAAGAAUCUGCAUGGAAUAGUCCAUGUAAAAUAAAUCUUAUCUAAACAUGUGCCCUGAAGUUGGAAGUACAAAAGCCAGAACUGUCAUGUUAAUCUCCUACUGCCAGUGCCACCACGUUGAUAGGCCAGGAAAAAUGAGAACGAUCGGUCAUUAGUGGUUUUGGAUUUUAUUUAUGUCUUUAUUUUUUAGCAUAAUAAAUGCUACGUCAGUGAUUCUCAGACUUUUUUCGGGUUGUAGAGUACCUGGAAGUCAUUUGUGAUGCCUGUAGUAGAACAUCAUGACAUUUCACAUUUUCAAUUCGGCCAUGCUAAUUAAGGCAUUUUUAGUUAUCAAUAAAUGUAACCAUCUUAUAUGAAGGAAUGCAGUAUAAAAUGAUAAUCAUUACAUCUGCCUAGGUUUUUCUGUUAAUAUCUCUAGGUACUCAUAUUCUUUUGUCAGUUACUGCUACUUCCUAUUAGAAAAGUGAAGCAAGUGUCAAAGGUUUAAAAAAAAAGAAUGCAUGGAGCCAAAACUUAAACUUGAUCAAAAUCAUCCAUUAAUCCAUUAAUCUUAACUUCUAUAUUAGCAGUUAUUCAGUUUAUACUGCUGUAAGGAACAGUCUGAGGCAAUGUCUUAAGUUAACUUUUAAAGGUACAGGAAGAAAAUGAAACGUCCUCGUUUGAAACAUGUGAAUAAUUUCCAUGCCUUAAUUUUCACAAUUUGAAAAAUAAAGCAUUUAGGACCUGA
Molecule: messenger RNA, 4884 nt
Organism: Canis lupus familiaris (dog)
Lineage: Eukaryota; Metazoa; Chordata; Mammalia; Carnivora; Canidae
Gene: ABCD2
Product: ATP binding cassette subfamily D member 2
Exons: 11
Coding region: 532-2760 (742 amino acids)
Biological process (GO): very long-chain fatty acid catabolic process; fatty acid beta-oxidation; long-chain fatty acid import into peroxisome
Cellular component (GO): peroxisomal membrane
Molecular function (GO): ATP binding; long-chain fatty acid transmembrane transporter activity; ATP hydrolysis activity
Source: RefSeq, a predicted model, not a curated record